UUUCCGGCAGGCUCGUGCGGCCACAGAGUAGAGUGGGCGUUGAACCCGUCUUCCUCCCUGCUCAUACAUGACUUCACGACCAACGUUACACAAGUUGGCCAACUUGAAAUCGUGAAAUUACCAGUCGCAGCCGGCCGACCAAGAUGACGGAAAGCUCCGCUAACAAGCUGCUAAACGGAGACGCCUGUCACCGGACCUCAAACGGGCGGAAAUCGAGUAAAAAUGGCUUCGUGAAGAACCACUGCUUGUUUCAACAGCCACAGAAGUACCGUCGCCCCAGGGAGAGGAAGAACCAAAAUGUUACACACAACCCCAGCCUGUACAAGAAGCCCUUUGCAGAAUCAUUUGAGGAGACUCCUCUCCUGGUGGCCGUGCUCACCUACAUGGGCUAUGGCAUCCUCACCAUCUUUGGCUACCUGAGAGACUUCCUUCGCCACUGGAACAUCGAGAAGUGCCAUGUGGCUCGGGAGAGAGAGGAACAGAAGGAUUUUGUCCCACUCUAUCAGGACUUUGAGAACUUCUACACCAGGAACUUGUACAUGAGGAUUCGAGACAACUGGAACCGACCUAUCUGUAGCGUUCCUGGUGCUAAGAUGGACCUGGUGGAGAGAGUUUCCCAUGACUACAAUUGGACCUUCGAGCACACAGGCAAGGUGGUGAAGGACGUCAUCAAUAUGGGCUCGUACAACUACCUCGGCUUUGCUGAGAACGUCGGGGCUUGUGCUGACGCCGCUAUUGAAUCCACGAAGAAGUAUGGAGUGGGAGUGGGCAGCACUCGCUGUGAGCUGGGGAACCUGGACAUCCACGAGGAGAUGGAGCAGUUGGUUGCCAGGUUCCUGGGUGUUGAGUCAUCAAUGGCUUUUGGCAUGGGCUUCGCAACCAACUCCAUGAACAUUCCUGCUCUCACUGGGAAGGGUUGUCUUAUUUUGAGUGAUGAGCUGAAUCACGCGUCACUGGUGCUGGGUGCCCGCCUGUCUGCAUCCACAAUCCGGGUCUUCAAACACAACAACAUGCAAAGCCUGGAGAAGCUGCUGAGAGAUGCCAUUGUACACGGGCAGCCAAGAACCCACCGUCCCUGGAAGAAAAUACUCAUCGUGGUGGAGGGAAUAUACAGUAUGGAGGGGUCCAUCGUGCGUCUGCCGGAGGUCAUUGCUCUGAAGAAGCGCUACAAGGCGUAUCUGUACCUGGAUGAGGCCCACAGUAUCGGGGCCUUGGGGCCUAACGGCAGAGGAGUGGUGGACUACUUUGGCCUGGAUCCCAAAGAUGUCGACAUCAUGAUGGGAACAUUCACCAAGAGCUUCGGUGCUGCUGGAGGAUAUAUUGGAGGCAAAAAGGAGCUGAUCGACUACCUGCGCAACCACUCUCACAGUGCCCUGUAUGCCACCUCCAUGUCUCCUCCUGUGGCCCAGCAGAUCAUCACCUCGAUGAAGAUCAUCAUGGGAGAGGAUGGGACCACACUGGGUGCUGAUCGCCUCAGACAGCUGUCAGAGAACACCACCUACUUCCGCAGAAAACUCCGUGAAAUGGGCUUCAUCAUCUACGGCAACGAUGACUCACCCGUCGUACCCAUGAUGCUCUACAUGCCUGCCAAAAUUGGGGCAUUCGGUCGGGAGAUGUUAAAGAGAAACAUCGGCACAGUGGUCGUCGGCUUCCCAGCAACACCCAUCAUCGAGUCCAGGGCGCGUUUCUGCGUUUCGGCCGCCCAUACCAGAGAGAUGCUGAACACAGCGUUGGAGGCCAUCAGUGAAGUGGGCGACCUGCUGCAGCUGAAGUACUCCAGACGUGAACAGCCUCUCCCCUCGCUCGGGUGGAUGGCCGAGGAGAGCCUUCUUCAGGACUGAGCCACAUCAUCCAGUCCCCCCUCACCCCACCCCGACCCCCGGCUACUUACUUUACCUUUUCUUUUUCUUUGUCCCUCAUUUUCCUCUGAGCCAGUCUCUUCACCCCACCAUGGACUCACCACAACCAGAGUCCUUCACCUGUUUAGGAGAACCUGCACACCAGCGUCACUCAUCAGCGGUGUGCAGUCCGUGACGAGUACAUUUCACGCCUAUAGCAGUGGAAGAACCAAAAUCACCCCCUCAACUUUUCUGUCUGUUGUUACAAAGCAGUUCAGAGCCUUUCAGUUUGUCUUAACUUAUUGUGACUGCAUCGGUCUAACGUUGAGUCUUACCCCUGUGUGCACAUCGAAUGUGUGUCUUAUUUGUGCAAUAAUAAUAACAAGAACAACGUGGAGUUCCUUCGUCGUACAAACAACCGUGAAGCAAAGUCGACCAAUUUUUUUUUUUUUUUUCACCUCGAGUUCCUACUCGUGCGCUCGGAGAAAAAAGAAAUCUGAUAGCAGCCGUUGCUAUGACGUACAGAAGAGUAAAAAAUUGUAAAAUGUAAAUAUUAUUUAUCCCGAAGUUGGACAGCAUCCCAGCUCUCAAAGAGAGAUACAUUAUUUCACAGGAGUAACAUUAGCAUGUUCACUCCAUUUGUAUUUAUCUGAUGGCUUUUUUUUCUAAUCACUUCUACUUGAAAAGAGAGUAUAGAAUAUUGGGUUCUUUCCCUAACCAAAGGAUAUAUAUAAAUAUAUAUAUAUGUAUAGAUAUGUUUUCUACAUGUUCUCUUAAAAUGCAAAGCAGAUGUUCCAAAAGAAAACAUUUAACAGGGAAAGAAUCCCAGGGAGCAAGACUACGGAAUAUUUUUUACUGCUUAUUUUCUAGAAAUAUUUUUCAGCCUUAUUUACUGUUUACACCUGCACUCAAAAACUUGAGCCCAGUGUCUUUAACAUUUCUGUAAACUAAUGAGCUACACGUGUGAUUUUUUUCUUCUCCUUUUUUUUUUUUUUUUUUAAAUUUUAUUGUUUUUUUCCGUUCUCACUCAAGUGCUUUCAUGUGAAUCAGCGUCGACACCGAUCUCUGAGCACCGUGACACGCUGCAGCUACGAUCUGUAUGUAUGACGAUGCCCGCUUCCCACGCUCAUCCGAUAUACAGACAGCGUUAUUUAUUGUUAAAAAAAAAAAAAAUGUCUGUCAUCUUUCAGCUAUGUUCCUGUUUCUGUGAAAAAAAAAUAGAAAAAAAUGUAAACUGUUAUCUGAAAGGCAGCUUCAAAUGUGUCCCCCGGGCAGAAGGUGUGCGUUUUUUAACUGACUACUUACACGUCUUAACUUCAGUGCGAGCACUACUGACAGGCAUGGUGAAAAUGCACAGAUGACGUAGUCACUGAAAUGUGCAGGAUUUUUGUGGAUAUGCUUCAAAUGUCGUCUAUGUUUUUUUUUGUUUGUUUGUUCUUCAUCAUUUAUCAUCCGUGGUCAUCUUCUUGAAUGACAUUCCAUAUCAAGCUGCUUUCAGUGUCAAGAGUUUGUUUUGUUGUAACUGUUUGUGUCUGUAUGAGCUCAAACAGGACAAAACAUGCCACUGUUGGAUAUCCUGUUCGUGUGUGUGUGUGUGUUUGUGUCCUAUCACUUAAUUGAUGUGAAUCUGGAGGCCCCGUCAGAGAAUGUGACCAUUCCUAUAAAUGUUCAUCAAAGUGAUUAAACUCAAACUUCAUGCACAUUUUCCUCUGUGUGUUUGGCAUUUUCAGCACGGCGCAACAAACUUUCGGCCUCUCGAUUUUUUUUUUUUUUUAACUGUACAUCCUUUUUAGGCAUUAACCGCAUUGUGUCGUCUCUGAGUGAGUCAUUCCAAAUAGUGUUUUCUGUCUUGCACACACACACACACUCAAAAAGUAUGGCUUGAUUAACAACUCCGUGAUGCAUUUGCUUUCAAUAAACAUGAUCUAAAAGGUGGAACGCAUGACUAUGAUCUGGAAUUGCACUCUUCAGAAAAUGUGCCCCGACAUAAAACAUUUUUCUUCUUGUCAAAGUUUCCUCUCAAGCUGUCUGCACCGUGCAGUACGCUCCCGCUCUGCAUUUUCUGUCUAUGGAGGCAAAAAAAAUGUAAUUGCAAACAGCAACAUGUCUGUUUCUCUCAGCCAGGUUUCCCUCUCUGAAACUGAGGAGAGAUUUUUAAAAAAAAAAUGUGUUUGAGUUGCUCUGAGCUCUUUGAUGUAACGUGAGAUGAUUUUUUUUCCAGCCUACCUACUGCAAAUACCUUGCGGACUGACCUGCCGUGACCGGUUUGGGGAAACUUGCUUAUCAGUUUGCUUUUGCCCUUGGAAUUGUAUUUGGGUUGAAGAUAAACCACUUGGAGGAGUUUGUAAAGCCAUGAUGUUUGUUGACCAUGCUGCUGGAAACAGUGCUGAUUAAAUCACUUUAUUUGUAUCAAG
Messenger RNA from Acanthopagrus latus (yellowfin seabream), 4252 nucleotides. Its product is annotated as serine palmitoyltransferase 2-like. Gene Ontology annotation, cellular component: serine palmitoyltransferase complex. Gene Ontology annotation, biological process: sphingosine biosynthetic process; ceramide biosynthetic process. Bases 144 to 1841 code for a protein of 565 amino acids. The transcript is spliced from 12 exons. Lineage: Eukaryota; Metazoa; Chordata; Actinopteri; Spariformes; Sparidae. Gene Ontology annotation, molecular function: serine C-palmitoyltransferase activity; pyridoxal phosphate binding. The record is from RefSeq and is a predicted model, not a curated record.